This is a messenger RNA of Ctenopharyngodon idella (grass carp), 5041 nucleotides long. It is a transcript of the gene arhgap4b, whose product is annotated as Rho GTPase activating protein 4b. Gene Ontology annotation, biological process: negative regulation of cell migration; signal transduction. Gene Ontology annotation, molecular function: protein binding. The coding region runs from base 902 to 3790 and encodes 962 amino acids. The transcript is spliced from 25 exons. The record is from RefSeq and is a predicted model, not a curated record. NCBI's taxonomy places the organism in Eukaryota, Metazoa, Chordata, Actinopteri, Cypriniformes, Xenocyprididae. Gene Ontology annotation, cellular component: cytoplasm.
GAGCUGAGGAGACAGAGUGAGAGGCUGUGUUUCAGCAUGCGCGUGUGGUGUGUGCAUGUAUGUGUGUGAACCAAAGAAGGGGAGCUGUUUUCUAGCAUGCAUGCGUGUGUGUUUAUGUGCGUGCUUCCACCUUAUUGUAAACGCACUCCUGAGAGAGAGAGAGAGUCAUGUGUAUACAAUGUGUCAGAGGGGGUGAAAUCAAGCUGACUGCAUGAAAUCUGUGAGACUCAAACACAGUGUUUGUUCUCUGUGUCCAGCGAGAGACAGAUCCUAGGAGAAUGAGAAGUAGUAAAAUGUGUUGUGUGGAUACUUCACUAAGGAUUGACAGGAUGUCUUCAUCUGAGAAUCUUUUUGAAUUGCACACACUAUAGAAGACAAACAGGAUGUGGGCAGGUGUGUUCUCUUCGCUUAACCGUUUUUAGUCUUCUGGAAGUGCCCGUGACACGUCAUAUUGAAGCAAGGACAAUCACAUUUAACCACUCAGGAGUUUCAGGAAACAACUAGAAAACUAUCAGGCCCCUGCAACGUUCUCUGCUCUGAAAACGAAUCUUUAAAUGCAGAAGCUCAGUGCUGAGAGAGAAUCGCUUGGAUUGGAACUCCCUCCGUGUUCACAAGCGCACACACUCACACACAAACAUACACAUGCACACAGAGACUUCCCUGUUCCGUUUCUGCUGAGGCACAGAUUGAAGGACUGAAAAGAGUGAAAAGAUUUUUCUUUAGUAGCUCAGUAUGAACUCAAGACCGAACAUGGAAAUAUAAAUCAUUUUGCAAAAUAAAAACACCAAUACGGAAUUAGAGGAAUUUCUUUGUGAAGAGGAACAAAAUCUGUACGUGAUCGUCUCAGACUUUGAGCUACUGUGAACAAGUCAACAGGAGCGCUACACCAGCAAAGGAGACCAUGACAUCACAUGGAAAACUGAGGAAGGAAAAGGGGAGUCUGGCGGAGUAUGAGACUCAAAUCAAAGAGGUGCGUGGUCAGCUAUCGGAGCAGCUCAAAAUCCUAGACGCGCAGGUGGAGGUCAAGACACAGCAGCUGCAGGAUCUAAGCGAGUACCUGCGCAGACGGGGGGAGAUUGAGGCAGAAUAUGCCCGUUCUCUGGAGAAACUCAGCGAGAAGUUCACAGUGAAGACCAAGAGGAAGGAGCAGUUAGACCUGUCGGUGGCGCAGUGCUGGUCUGUUCUGCUGACCCAGACCAGGCAGGAGAGUAAAGAUCACAGUUCACUGAGCGAGCUCUGUGGCAACACACUCACGCAGCGGCUUUCACACUGCAUAGAGGACACACACCGCCUGGCAAAGCGGAGCAAGGAGGUGGGACUCCAGAUGCAGGAUGAGCUUUUGAAAGUCACCACAGAGCUGCAGACGGCUUUGAAAACUUAUCAUCAGUACCACAUCGACUGUCUGGCUGCUGAAGGAAAGCUCAAAGAGGCCACCCGACUGGAGGAGAAACAGACGGGCAAGUCAGCUGAUUUUGGGCUCAGCCAAUCAGGGGGGCAGAGGCGCAGCUCUGUGAAAAAAAUGGAGAGACUGAUGGAGAAGAGACAAGGGAAAGUACAGGAAACCCAGCUGAAAUGCACUAAAGCUCGUAACGACUACUUGCUCAACUUGGCAGCAGCUAAUGCCUCUAUGAAUAAGUACUAUCUGCAGGACAUUUGCACUCUGAUUGAUUGCACAGAUCUGGGGUACCACCUAUCUGUGUCUCGGGUUAUCCGCGGAUACCUCUCCAACAGAAACCGAGCCCUCCAGAAUAUGAAAAAUGGCCUUCAGCAGCUAGACUCAGCAGUGACUGGACUCAACCAGAGCCAAGAUAGAGAUGCUCUGCUUCAGGCCCACAACACAGCAUUCUGUCUGCCCUUCCGCUUUCUGUACCAGCCCCAUGAAGGAGACCAGGUGUGUGAGGUGAGCGCAGAAGGGCAGGUGAGGUAUGAGCUUGAGACCAGAUUCCAGCAGCUUCAGUCCAGACUGGCAUCUGUUACCUUGGAAACUGAUGAGGUCAGUAAGACACUUAAGGCAACACACUCAAACCUUCUGGAGAGCGUCUGUGAUGAUGAUUGCAAUCCCACACCGGACGCCUCCGCCACCCCAUCAGUGGAGAGCACAGGUGACGGAACAGGAGCCAAACCCAGCCUCGCCAAACGCAGAGCCAAUCAACAGGACACAGAGACCUUCUACUUCACAAAAGUGAAAGAGCAUGUAAGCGGCAGCUCUCUGAUCUCGAAACUCGAAGCCAAGCAUGACCUACUUAAAGAGGCCAUACAGAAAGCUGAGGCCAUUGAUAGUGAUCCCUCCAGAAUGCAGCCUGGUAGGGCAGUGCGUGUGCGGAAAGCCAGGCCCUGCUCCCAGUACAACCACAAACUCUUCUCUGGAGACAUGCUCUCCUUCAUUCAGAGCUCUGGACAACAGAUCCCCCUGGUGGUGGAGAGCUGCAUUCGCUUCAUCAACCUGCACGGUCUGCAUCAUGAAGGCAUUUUUAGAGUUCCUGGAUCGCAGACUGAAGUCAAUCUUAUCAGGGAUUCCUUUGAAAGAGGAGAGGACCCGCUCACCGACAGUGAGAGUGACAUUGAUUCAGUGGCAGGGGUUCUGAAGUUGUAUUUCAGAGGUCUAGAAAAAGCUCUUUUCCCCGAGGAGAGUUUUAGCCAGCUCAUGGAGUGUGUCCAGAUGGAGAACAUGACAGAAAAAGUAGUGCAGAUAAAGACGGUAGUCUCGUCCUUCCCCAGACCCGUCGUCAUAGUAAUGCGUUAUCUCUUCGCCUUCCUUCAUCAUGUCUCUCAGUACAGUGAUGAGAACAUGAUGCAGCCAUAUAACCUGGCUGUGUGCUUCGGCCCCAGUCUGCUCAGAGGGGUGGAGAUGGGUGGUGAUGAAGUGACCCUGGCACCUCAGAUCAAUGACCUUGUCAAGACCAUGAUCCUCCAUCAUGAGAGCAUUUUCCCAGGGCCAUCCGAACUCCCAGGCCCUGUCUAUGAGAAAUGCAUGACUCUGGAGCAGGAGUACUGUGAACCCAUCACAGAGGAGGGCGAGGGAGAAGCUGAACAUCUUCCUAGUGAAGAUGAGUGCGAGGCUGUGGCCAUGUUUGAUUAUGUUGCACGCUCUGCAGCCGAGCUGUCAUUCAAGCAGGGUGACCACCUCCUACUACACAGCAAGGCCUCACCUGAUUGGUGGAGAGGGGAACUAGGAGGAAUGAGAGGCCUGAUCCCCCAUAAGUACAUCAGUAUGGUAGAGGGGGCGGAGCGUAAGGAACGAGGGAAAAAGGAGGACAGCAGAGGGGGAAGUACAGGAAACCUUGCAGAAGAACAGCAGCAGUCUGAACACGGCACACGGAUGAGAGUGAACAGUGACAGCGCUUCUUUGCCCUGCCGGCAGAGGACGGGCAGCGGAGGCAGCAGUAUAGUUGGAGGCAGCAGUGGGAAUGUGAGCCCCAUACGGAAGCUCACUCUGCAGGUGCCCGAGGGACGUCUCAUCCUUCCUCCUCAGUCAACUGCAGUUGGACGUCAAUUCUCAGGUCAUCAAGAGCGCAGGCACACUUUGGACAGUCUGAGGCCAGUAGGAGGAGCAGCAGAGAGACAGACAGUACAUAUCGACAAGGAGGUCAGUCGCCAGAUGAACUCAGUGUUUAAGGAGCUGUUGUCCCGUCAACCUCCUCUGGAAGUCUCGGGUUCGAGCGUUCCUCCCUCCUCUCCCCCUGCAUCUGUCCCUUCGGUUCCCUCCGCUGCUGCUCGACCUCCGGUGAAGAAGGGAGGCUUUGGCCUGCGCAGCAGAGGCCUCUUCAAACCCCAAGACCAACAGGACUGAGGGAGAGGAAGAGAUGAAAUAUGAAUGAAUCUGAGUAUGAGUGUUGGGGGAACAGCAAACUCAUCACAGAUAUGAAUAUAUUUUUCCAGACAUACAAUAUAUGGUUCUCUUUACGCCUUAUUAACUAAACUGUAUUCAAAAAGAUUUCCAUUGACGGUAACUGAUUAUGGUUUUGUUUCGUGUGAGACCAAGUCAUUGAUCCUAUUAUUGGUUGUAUUCGUGUUUUACUAGCUUUGGCAACAGUUAAUCUGGUACUCGGUCAAGAAUUUCCUACUUCCCGUCUAAUCAUUCAUCGCAGUGAUGUCCAAUGUGUCUGCCGUUUUUGACUGUAGUGUAGGCUGUGUUCUUUUGGAGAAACAUAACUAUCUGCUGAUGAUUUAUUCUUGGAUUCCCUCAAAGCACAUAGAUUCUGAUCGGUAAGUGAAUUGUGGGAAUGACGUCCAUGACAGACAGAGUCCACACUGAUAUUUUAGAUAUAGACGAGUCACCCUGAAUGUAGCAAGAGAUUUAUGAAGGCCAAUGUUACAUUCAGAUGUUUGCGAACCUAGAGUUCUACUUCAUUAUUGGAGUUUUUCUUAUUCAGUUUUAAAUGUUUUUUUGCUGCUUUUUGAUAUUAUGCAUUGCUCAAGUAGUUCAAGGUACAACAUGAUGAAUAUUAACUUUUUUUUUUUUUUUUUUUUUUUUUUAGAAGAUUAAUUUAGUUUUUUUUUUUUGGUAUCAUUUGCUAUUUAAAUUUUGUUUGAUUUUUUUUUUUUUUUUUUUUAACAUUUAAUUGCAUUACGUUUUUUACAAUUAUUUGCAUUACAAUGGAUUAUUCUUUAAAAAGCAUUCAGUCGUAAAGGAACCAGCACAUAUGCAUGCAAUGUGCUGGGAUGGUCUCGCGUGGGAACAGGUGGGACGGCCAAAAUAAGCACAGCUCUGUAGCCUUUUUUAUCCCGUCGGCUCCAUAUGAAAACUGAAAAGACAACUGUGAAGAUAAGUGCCACCAAACACUCAGAACAGCUCAGGAACUGUCCAACAGAGAAGUGACUGGAGAAAAUAUCAAACUGUGAAAAGGCACAUGUAGUCACAGGAAGUACAAUGGCACUCACUUCCUUUUCGCUGCACAUUAAUGCCUCUGGUUACUGGUCUCCCUAGACUUCCACCCCGUCACCCAUGCCUUCCCUUUAGCAGUGUGUUUCUCUAGUAGAUGAUGUCAUCAAUGAUAUGUGGAUUACAAUAUUAUCAAAAUAAAUUAUAGAUUCUAAAAUA